AUGGCCGUCCCGCGGCACGAGGACUGCUCCCUGCCCAACCGAGCCUGUACCAAGGGCAAAGCCAAGGGCUGUGGUGCUCACAAAUCAGAUGCCUCCGCCGACAGGGCCGAGGGGCCGGAGACCGACCCACGGCUGCGUCCCACCCGCGACCCCCGGCGCAGACGGCAGCCACCGUUACGUGCAGCCCCCGAGCUGGAGUGCAAGAUCUGCUACAGCCGUUACGAUGCCCGCGCCCGCAGACCCAAACUGCUCCGCUGCGGCCACCGUGUCUGCACCAAGUGCCUGCGCAAGAUGGUGGUUCUGGGGAACACGUCUCCCCAUCAGCUCCGCUGCCCCUUCUGCCGCCAGCACAGCCCGGUGCCCGGUGGGGACGUUCAACAGCUUCAGGACGACGGCGAGGUGCUGUCACUGCUGACAGGCUGUGAGCCGGCCAAGAAGCAGGGUCCGCCCCGGUCCCCCGAGGUCCUCCUCUGCCCCAGUGUACUGGACCCCACGGCCGGCCCUGACUGCCUGGUGGUCACCAUCCUGGAGGUGCCGGAGGACGUGGUUCCGCCAGAGGGUCUGGGUGGGCUGGAGGUGGUGCGGUUGUACCGCCCCGCCAGCCUGGGCGUGCUGCCCUGCCAUGGCCCCGGGCAGAAGUGCCGCUCCUGGGGAUGGCGAGCUGUUCCUCGGUUCAUCCUGGGUGUCCUCUGCCUCCUCUACUUCAGCUCCCUGCCCUUUGGCAUCUACCUCCUGCUCAUCGAGCACCACAGCCUGGGCAUUGUCCUGGUCAGCCUCGUGCCCUCCACCCUCCUCCUCUGCAUCAUCUACAGCCUCUGCCAGUGUCUGUGCCGGGAGGUCUUUGGGUUCCCCCACUCCUGA
This is a messenger RNA of Charadrius vociferus (killdeer), 861 nucleotides long. RefSeq names its product E3 ubiquitin-protein ligase RNF182-like. Lineage: Eukaryota; Metazoa; Chordata; Aves; Charadriiformes; Charadriidae. The transcript is spliced from 3 exons. The record is from RefSeq and is a predicted model, not a curated record. Bases 1 to 861 code for a protein of 286 amino acids.